AUGCUCCGUCAGCGCUCGCAAACGUCGAGCGGUGAACUCCGGGACGUGCGCGUCGUGAACGACGGCGCGACGACGUCGCCGGCGCGCGCGGCGUUGAACAAAGAAGCGACGCCGACGAACGGGACCGCGUCGCCGCGAAGCCUCGGGAAGGGUCAAUCGUCGCUGGAUGACGCCGAGAGCGUGGACGAGGAGGAGGAGGAGGAAUGGUACGUCGUCGCUCGCGAUGGGUUGUUUCGAAGGUGGAACCUGGCGCUGGGGGUGAUUCUCGUGGCGCUCACCGCGUGGUUCGCGAGCAAAGACGUGGGCGGAAAGUCGACGUGGAAGUACACCGGUUUGACGGCGUGUGCGUUGCUCGGACGAUCGACCUCGAGGUGGUUCGUGAUGCUCGUCGUGUACGUGCUGGAGAAUAUGCUGCCGUUGGAUAAGGUUGCGUAUUAUUUCGACGCGCUGUCGCCGGCGCUGACAACUUUUUUGUGGUACGCCGGCGUGGCGGUGAUGUGGGGAUUCUUUUUCGCGGCGGAGAUUCACGGCGAGACGUACACGAGCGCUAUUAAGGUGUUGGCUUUGUUUGGUUUGUGGUUGUUAUCGCGUUGCGUGGCGUUGCUGAUCGUGAAAAUGUUGACGGCGAACCUGCACGCUGGGACGUUUUGGACGCAGUUGAAGACGACGGUGCGGCACGAGGUGAUGUUGAGGAAUCUCACUGGAGCGCCGACGCGUCCAAGGCCGUCGGCGAAGAACCAAAAGUCUAUCAAGACCGCGAUGAAGCGUUCGUCGUCGUUUAGCAAGGGGAAACCCCGUUCGAAGUCGCCGCCAGGUUCCAUCGGCGACCCUCAAGUUGAGGCAGUGAAGGAACACGCGAGGACAGAAUCGGGGGCAUCCGACUCAUUCGCGAAUGAGCAAGAGCUCAAGGCCAUUCAUGCGAACCUCAGCGAAGGCAUUACGUCGGCGUUCGGAAGCCAGACGGAGAGCGACGAGGGCGUGCCGAAGUGGGAUAGUGAACAGAAGAAUCAAAACAUGUUCCGAAUGGCGGAAGAUCAAGCCAAGGCGUUGGCGACGCAAGCCAUGGCGGUGAUGGGCGCCAGGAGCGUCCGUUCGAAGGCAUCCGAUGCUAAAGAUUUUUCCCUGUUCAACUCACUUUCUUUGAUGAAGCCCGUGAAAAAGGACACGUAUAUGACGCACUACGUCAGCGCGGAGCGAGUGAUGGAGCGAGCGAAGAUGACGCUGGGAAUGGGUGAGACAACUUCUGAGACUGAUGUCGAAAUGCGGAGAGCUUCCAAACUCAUCUUUAACCAUAUACGCCGACCCGGUGAGAAGUUUAUCACGAAAGAAGCCGUCAGCGACUUUUUGCCGUCCAGAGACGUGGACGAGGCGAUGUGUCUGUUGAGCGGUCAAGAAAAUUUUACGUUUGCCGCCGUCGGAUUCCAAGAUCUCUGCCGAGGCAUCCGUAGAAUGUUCGACGAGCGCCUGUUACUCGGACAAACGCUUCAAUCAAUGCAGGGCUUGGCUGAAACGCUCGGUCGUUCGCUACAGGCGAUUUUCUUCGCAAUCGUCUUCGUUAUUGGUCUCUUCUUGUUCAACGUCGACGUCGGCUCGUUGUGGAUCCUCUUUUCUUCCUCGGUUCUUGCCUUGACGUUCAUUUUCGGCUCGAGCGCCAGUCGAGCUUUCGAGGCCGCUAUGAUGAUUUUCACCGUUCACCCGUUCAACAUCGGUGACUGGAUCGUCGUCAAUCAAAAUAACUUCAAGGUUUUGUCGAUUGGCAUCAACUCGACAAAGUUGUGCGACCUCAUGGGAGAAAUCGUGUAUAUGCCCACAGCACAGCUCGCGAAUCAGCCAAUCGUGAAUCUCUCGCGCUCGGGUGAGCUUUGGAUGAAGGUCGGGUUGCUCGUGGACAUCGGCAUUACCCAGUCGCAGUGCACGCACCUUCAAAAUAUUGUCUUGAAGUUCAUUUCGAGCGACAAGCGCAACUACGCCGGUCCAUGCCACGUUGCCUUGCGGAACUUUGCCGAGGAACGACUCAAGGUGGAGCUGAAUGUGCUCUACCCGCUCGCAUUUAACGGUUCCGAACGAUUACGCAUGAUCGAGUCGCACAGUCGAAUGAUCAGUGUCGUUCAGAGCGCGUUAAUAGACAUGGGCGUGACGUUCACCGGCACCGACGGAAUGAUUUUCUGCCAUAACCCAGAGACGCUGGAAACCGCGCUCGAGGGCUUACACGUUGCCGCGGGCGUUCCAGUCGCCGGUACCGCGCCAAGCAUCCAGGGAGCUACCGCCAACGUGGGCGUCAUCCCCACUCGCGCGCCCGCGCCGAGGAACGUAGACGACCCGUUCGGCCGAUAUCCGCCCCACACCUCCUACUGGCGAAGCGGCUCGAUGCAGCAACCGUACGCCAUGAACUCGUCGCUCCGCCACCUCUCCGGCAUGCUGAAGAUGGACUAA
Messenger RNA from Ostreococcus tauri, 2433 nucleotides. Its product is annotated as Mechanosensitive ion channel MscS. Gene Ontology annotation, molecular function: mechanosensitive monoatomic ion channel activity. The coding region runs from base 1 to 2433 and encodes 810 amino acids. Gene Ontology annotation, cellular component: plasma membrane. Lineage: Eukaryota; Viridiplantae; Chlorophyta; Mamiellophyceae; Mamiellales; Bathycoccaceae. The transcript has a single exon. Gene Ontology annotation, biological process: transmembrane transport; monoatomic anion transport. The record is from RefSeq and is a predicted model, not a curated record.